Molecule: messenger RNA, 729 nt
Organism: Trichoderma virens Gv29-8
Lineage: Eukaryota; Fungi; Ascomycota; Sordariomycetes; Hypocreales; Hypocreaceae
Exons: 2
Coding region: 1-729 (242 amino acids)
Source: RefSeq, a predicted model, not a curated record
AUGCAUCUUCACCUUUCUGCACAAAGUAGAUCAAGCAUCUGCACUCUCAUCUCUACAUUAUCUCUACCCAUCCCUACUACUGCACAGCAAGUUGUCACCAUCAAUACCCGCACCACAAACAUCAUUCCCGCCAUCAGACAUCAAGAUGUGCAGGGAAUACCUCAGCAUCGCCACAUGCACUCCCGAGAAGGCACCUCUAUAUCAUUUCUACCUAUCUCAACUGUUGCACAGCAAGUCGUCAUCAUCGACUCUCGCACAACAAUCUUCAUUCCCGGCAUCAGACAUCAAGAUGUGCAGGGAAUACCUCAGCAUCACAAUAUGCGCUCCACAGAAGGCGCCGUCAAUGCCCUUCACUUGUGGACAGCUCCAUCUUGUUCCAUCGCAAUAUGCGCUCCACAGAAGGCGCCAUCAAUGUCCUUCACCUGUGGACAGCUCCAUCUUGUUGCAUCGCAAUAUGCGCUCCACAGAAGGCGUCGUCAAUAUCCUUCACUUGUGGACAGCUCCAUCUCGUUGCAGAACGACGCCAGGUGUGUGGCGAGGCGACUGGGACUUGUCUUUGCUUUGUCGGAACCUGUGGUGUUCUCGAGAGCGUCCCUUCUACCCAGGGCAUUCAUGGCCAGCCAUACGAAUGAUUCAAUCACUGAGCGCGAGGACUACGCUGCUGCUUAUGGCCACGUCAAGCCCACGGCCUUCAAUUACACAGCCAAAAAUAUGGCCGGACUCACUUGA